GGCGACACUGAACGCGUAGUGAUAAGUGAACAGUUUAUGAUCACGAGUUGUUUAUGGUGGUCGGUGGCAGUUUAUUUCUAUAAUAAGCACUACGCGGAAUAAAAGAAGUCACCGAAAAAUUAACAGGCACAAGGUUUGAUCUUCUGAAUUGAACAUGGACAGAGGUAAAUUAAUUAUUUGUAUGGUAUUCAUCUUUAGUCUGGGAACUGGCGGAGACAGUAGUGUGGAGGAUCAAAACUCGGAAGAAAAUAAAAAAUGUUUCACGCCAAAUGGUGACAUCGGCAAUUGCAUUAACAUAAAAAGAUGCCCAACACUGCUUUAUCUAUUAGAAUAUCGGAGAAACAAUUUUUCUAUUGCCACUUUUCUCAGAAACUCUAUGUGUGGAAAUGAUGAUAAUUUCCCUUACUACCCCAAGGUCUGCUGUUUGUUGGAGGAUGAAAUUUACGAAACAAUUUCGUCAAUCAAAUUGCCAUCUCAAGAUACUUGUGGACGGAGUAAUGUAAUUCGCAAUCGAAUUGCCGGAGGACGUUUGGCUGAAUUAGGUGAUUGGCCCUGGAUGGCAGCACUUGGGUAUGUAGAUAUUAGUAUGAUAAAUCCGGAAUAUGAGUGGAAUUGUGGUGGUUCCUUAAUAUCAGAUAGAUACGUAUUAACAGCUACCCACUGCACCGUCGGUCUUGGAAUGACUCGUUUGGUUAUUGUGCGUUUAGGCGAUUUGAACUUAAAUUCUAAUGAGGAAGAUGGAGCUAACCCAAUAGAUGUUGCAAUUUCACGUGUCAUAAGAAAUAACCAAUAUAAUUCUGAUAAAAAGAAAAAUGAUAUUGCAUUGUUAAAAUUAAAAAAGAGUGUUGAAUUCGGUCAAUUUAUUCAACCUAUAUGUUUACCCAUCUUAUCGCAUCAUAGAGCCACAUCGUUAGUUGAAUCUGAACUAUUUCUUGUCGGAUGGGGUUCUACAAUGAUAAAUCCACGUUCUGAUCCUCUAAUGGAAGUUCAGGUACCAGUGGUAGACAAUUCGGAAUGUAAACAAAUAUACAAUACAUAUAAAAUUAAUAUCGAUGAUACACAUUUGUGUGCUGGAAGAAAAGGAAAAAACGGUUGUAGUGGAGAUUCUGGAGGUCCAUUAAUGUGGCCAAAUGGUUCUCAAUUUUAUUUAGUGGGAAUUAUGAAUUUUGGAAAUUAUGAUUGCAAUACAACAAGUGUUCCACCUGUAUUUGCUAGGGUGACAUCAUAUCUCGAAUGGAUCGCAGAUAACAUGAAUUACAGUUAAAUUGUAUAAUUGGUGCUGUUUUAUAAGAAUUGUACAUAAGAACGAAAUGAAGAAUAAACAACUCUAUGCAAUUGGUUUAUCUACUUACUAUUACAAAAAAAUUAUAAAUACUCAGAUAACUACUUAAGUAAUAAAAAAUGAUUUAUAUCUUAUGUCCAAUAUUUUGAGGUACAAUAAUGUCUAUAUAUAUUUAACUUUAAAUUUAAGUAAUUAGAAUACUAAGUUAGUAUUAUUAGUUAUAGAAUAUUCAUAAUAAUAUGUAUAUUAAAUUAUUAGAUGGAAAAUCAACAUAUUAUGAUAUAAAUUUCAAGUGUCUACAGUUAUUCGUUUUUGAAUUACAGCAAAAUAAGAAAAAUGCUACAUGAGAAAUCGAGUGAAUAUAUCCAACUUCAAACGUUCAUAAAAAUUUAAUUUGACUUUGAGGUAGACAUUUUUUUUUCGAAAAAGGUAGGCAUACUUAUUUGGAAUCUUAGAUUUUCUUGCCACAAACGGUGAUGACAGACACAAAAAAAAAUAAUUAAAAAAAAAAAAACACAUCAUUGUAAAAUUAAUACAUUCAUCGCUCUGCUCAGAAUCUAAAUACACUUUCUUAUGAGUGAAUUAUUUUUAAGAUUUAAUUAAUUAUAUACUAUUUUAUGGUACAUAAAAUUAAAAAAUAACGUGGCGUUUAAAAUGUUCUCAUAUAAAUUACUCGAACGAGCAUUUUACUAUUAAACAUAUUUCGUUCUAUACUAUUAAAAAAAAUAUAUAUUGUAUGAAAGAAAAACAAUUAUUAUUAACUUUAUUAUUCUUGUUU
Messenger RNA from Metopolophium dirhodum (rose-grain aphid), 2060 nucleotides. RefSeq names its product venom protease-like. Lineage: Eukaryota; Metazoa; Arthropoda; Insecta; Hemiptera; Aphididae. The transcript has 9 exons. Gene Ontology annotation, biological process: proteolysis. Gene Ontology annotation, molecular function: serine-type endopeptidase activity. The record is from RefSeq and is a predicted model, not a curated record. The coding region runs from base 155 to 1264 and encodes 369 amino acids.